Molecule: messenger RNA, 4841 nt
Organism: Melanotaenia boesemani (Boeseman's rainbowfish)
Lineage: Eukaryota; Metazoa; Chordata; Actinopteri; Atheriniformes; Melanotaeniidae
Exons: 6
Coding region: 3123-4841 (572 amino acids)
Source: RefSeq, a predicted model, not a curated record
ACAAACUGAUUUAAAGCAGUGGUUUUCACUGGUUGUUGUCACAUGGUUUAGGAAAAAAUUAAAAUAAAUUCAGACUGAGAAAUGACUUAAUAAUCACCAGUAAACUAUUUAUUAAUACAUAUUGUAGUAGCUGCAGCUAUAAAACCAGCAUCAGAAGAGAUUUAGUGUUUCUGAGGUUCCUGACUCUAAAACAACCAGAAGAAACCGCAGCUUUAAACAUGUUCAUGUCAUGUUAGCAGGAUUUUACAGUCAUGUAAAGCAGACAGUCCAGACUCUUCCAGUUCACAGGUGUAAUUUAUCAGGACAUAAUGAGAAAUUAUCUGGUCCUCACCAGCUCUGAAAAUGAAGUUAAUACACCAUCAGAUAAAAAAAUACACAUCUCUAACCAUGCUGUUAUUUAAUGAACAGAAACAUUAAAUCUGAUGAAAAACAAGUCACAUUGAUCCUGUCCUGAUAUGUUAAACUUUAGAAAUGAAAGAGUGGACUUUGUUUUACCAGGACUGUUAAAUCCACUAGGUCCUGAUGGCCUGAAUGGAGUUAAAUGUGAUGGAAGAAGUGUUCAGUUUCAUGGAGUAAAGCUGGAUGACGUCUUCAGAGAAAAAUAUGUUCUGAUCAGUCAGCCUGUUCAUUUUGUAUGUUAAGAUAAUUUUUUACAUCCUGGUAUCACAAGUAAAACUACAAACCAGUCUAGAUGUGGAAAACUCAGGGUGUGUGGUGGUCAGGAUGCUGGAAGCUGAUCAGGUAUUUUAUAAAGCCAACCAUCUCCAGAGAGCAGAAGAUGAUCUCACACAGAAAAUCUCUUUUUUUAUCCACAUAUGUUCUCCUGAAUUCAUCUUUCUUCUGGGAGAAAUUCCUGAUCCUGGAUUUUAAUGCCUGUAUUUGGUUUGCUGUGAAAGAACCCCUAUAAAAUCUCAGCCAAUAGAAACAGACGUAAUGCUGACAUCACUACCAGCUCAGAGUAACCAGACCCAGUAACCAGUAAUCAGAGUAACUAACACGUGUUGACUUUACAAAGUGAGACAUGACUCAGCAAAUCCACCAUCAUGUGAUCAGCCAGACUGACUCAGGCCUAAACUGUAGAUUCACUUCUAAACUUAAACAUGAAGAUUUAUCCUCUGACUCUCUGAGCUGAGCUGGUCCAGGUGAUCUGCUGAAGCCAGACUCUCCUCACCUGGAGGAAACUCUGUCAGGCUGAGAGAUUGUUGGCUGCUUCCUGUGCUUCUGCUGCGACUCCCGAGAGAACGGGUUUCAGGAUUCCUGCGUGUCUGGUGUCCUGUGUCCUCCACCUCUCUUCCCCUCCCCAUCUACCUCUAUCAUUAUUGGACGCUCUAUCUUUCCUGUCACUCUAGUGCAUAUCUAUCUAAUUAUUGGACUCUAUCUUGUAUCCCAUCUAUCCCUGCUCUAUCUAGGGCAACAAGGCCCACCCUCUAUCUUGUAUCCCAUCUAUCCCUGCUCUAUCUAGGGCAACAAGGCCCACCCUCUGUCUUGUAUCCCAUCUAUCCCUGCUCUAUCUAGGGCAACAAGGCCCACCCUCUGUCUUGUAUCCCAUCUAUCCCUGAUCUGUCUAGGGCAACAAGGCCCACCACACAUGAAACCUGUUUUUGAACCUUUUUACAAGAAUUGAUUGUUUGGAGAUUGAUUACAAGAAACUUGAUAUCUUAUCUUCUGUCUUAUUGGACUCUAUUUUUGGACUUUCUGAUAUUUGCAUAUAAACUCUCAGCAGUGUAGAAUUCCUGGUGAGAUCUAUCUGUUCUAAUCCUGAGAGCAUCUCCGCCCUCACGCUCUAUCUCUCCGCUGUUCUGUCCUAUCCUGCACCCUUGCACUUAGAAUUGGAAACAACUAAUUUAACUAGAAAGCAUUGCUAUACAUCAUAUACAUUCAGAUCUGACAAACAUUUAACAUUCAGUGGACCAAAGAAAAAGAACAUUAUUUUAAAUAAUAUUCUGUACAAAUUUACUACAUACACAGAAAAUUUGGAUUGACUUCAGAGAUAUUCCAUACUUUAUAUCAUUUUGUUCAUUUGAUAGAGAUCAGCUGUACUUAUUGAUCUCCAAGUAACACAUCUUUAAUACAGCACUUAAUACAGUAAUUUAUAGUUCACUGUUGAGACAAAUCUACAAAAAUCCUAAUUGGAUUAUAGUAAAAUCCAGAGCACUGUCAUUUAUCUCAGUUUGUUGCUGAUCCUCAUUCUGGACUAACUGAAGGUUUGUGAGCUGUAAGUAUUUGUGCUGCACACAGUUAAAGUUUAUUUGUGUUAAAAUAUAUAAAUAAAAGUAAAAGAUAACCACUAGACGUUCCUGGAGUGUGUUUAUUUCCAGAGAAUCAGCUCCUGUGCAGCUGCCACUGAACUCACUGCAGGUUUGUUAACGUCUUGCUAUAAAAGACCACAUCCAGCAUUGGAGAAGCAGUCUGCUGUCUGUCCUGAGCUGAACUGACGAGGAGAGGAAGCCAGAGACCAGAAGCCAUCUUCGUCCCGCCACUGUCACUGCUGGUGCUGCGUUCCAGAUUUGCGUCAUAAAAGUCGAUAUAAAACAGUCACAGAUCUGACUAGAGCUUAGUGUCAUAUCUAAAACAUUAUUAAAUUCAUACAGUUCUAUCUAUUGGCAAAACUAAGAGUAGCAUAAAACCAAAGAAGUAAUCUGGUGUAACAUCUGACGUAACUGAUCUCUAUAUAUUUCUGGGUAUUAAUUCUUUGUAAAACCUCUCCUAGUAAAAGUUACCGGUUUAGUUUAACAGAUUCUAGCUUAUUCAUCUAAUUCAGAAUAAUUUUUUAAGAUUUAAGGACAAAGAACUUGGUUAAUUUACAGUUUGAACAGUAAAUAUUUUGGGGUGUUCUUGCAGUGAUUACAUUUCCCUUUAAGAGUUGGUGCAUAUCAGAUUAUUUUCAAGUGAAAACCUAGUUGAUUAUUCACACCCAUAAACUUUAUAACACAACUGUUUUAAUAGUUUUGGGUCAACUGAUAAAAUACUAGCCGACUGUGAAGCCUAAACAUUAUAUUUACUGGUAUAAUUUUUGAAUAAAUACUGAGAGAAACCUUUCAGUAUAUUGCAAGUAGCACAAGCGUUUGAAAAUAAAACCUGAAUAUUUACUUGUCUUAAAUUUGUGGAUUUGAAGAACAACAAUGCCAAGACGUAACCAGAAGUCUCAAGCUCAGAAACGCAGAUGGAAGGAGCAGAAAGAAGGAAAAGGUGAACAAGCAGGUAUCACUUCUCAGAGCACCAACCAGGUAAACGUGUCUGUGCCAUCCACUGAGAGAUCUCCACCUGCAGUUCUGGUUUCUGAUGGAAAUACAGGUAUGAACGGAUCACAAAGCAAUGCUCCCAGUGUAUCACACGUCUCAGCUACACAGCAGAUAAAUCAGACACAGCCACAGAUUUCUUAUGCUGACAUGGUAAAGAGAGGAAAUCCCAGAAAUAAUACGCCUGUUGUAGAGUCUUCUAGUGCUCAGCAAAUAAACAGCAGACAUCAGACCAGUUCCUCCACUUCACCACCAGCUUCUGAUGGUAAAACUGUCAUGAAUACUCCCCAGCAUGAUGCUUCUAAACACCAGGUAAACCAGAGUGUACCACGGGUAUCUUAUGCUGACGUUCUGAAGAGAGGACUUGAUGCAGCUGGACCAUCUCAUGAACGCAGAGUAAACGUGGAACCUCAACCAUCUGUGACACGAGUGUGUGCUCCAAGGAGUCAGGAUUCAGUCAGAUAUGGAGUUAAAUCUAGAAACAAACAAUGUGUAGCAAACAGUUUGAUGUUUCUGUCGUUUCUCCAUGAGGAUGAAAACGUUACCAGAGCAGAUCUUCAACGUGUUUUGGAUAAAGGUGAUGGACUGUACCGACAGAUCAUACAGAGGUUUCCUGGUAAUGCCUAUCUUGCUACAGAUGAAUUACCUGAACAAGUAAAAGCACGAAAGACUAAAUACCACGUAGACCUGACUCAGCCAUCUUAUUAUGGGAACUUUGGAGGUGUAUGUGGUCUUCAGAGUCUUGAGACCGGACUGAGCCGUUUGUCUUCAGAUAUACAGUAUGCAGUGCUCAUCAUGGGCGGGUUAUCGAUUGCAGUUUUUCGAACUACUGAUGGUCGUUUCGGCUUUUUUGACCCACAUCGAAGAACCAAACAUGGACUGCCAGUACCACCAGGAAUUUACAACAUUGGGAGCGCUAUAAUGCUGAUAUUUACACGCCACCAGCUCUUUCAGUCUGUCACCUGGUCCAAACUUGUUCAAGCACUUCUCAAGCUGAAGCAGGUCCAUCCCCAGUAUCAGGAUAUUACUAUCCGAGACGAAGCUGAACUCUGUGAUCCAACACUUCCUGAUGCAGACGAUGAUGAUGAUGAUGAUGUAAGCAUGGGAGAGGAUGACUAUGAUGAAGCUGAUUUGCUGGAGAUUGACAUGAUUGAGAAAGAUGCACUGUGUGAUGCAGAAAAUGAGCCUCAAAGUGAUCAGGACAUGCAGAGUGACACUGAAGCGGAACACAGAGAUGAUGCAGAACCAGAUGAGCUGCCAAAUGGAGGUUUUGCUAUAGAAUCGUGUCUUCAGCCUGUUGACAUAUCAGAUGAGAUUCUCGGUUACACCGAUAGCAUCUACUGUGUUGCUCCAGCAGAAAGAAAUGAUCCAGUCAGCUUUUUCAAAACACCAAAACUCGAAGCCAUAGCGUUUCCCUGCCAAUUUCCUACGGGUCAGAACACCAUAGAUGAAGCUCGAGAAACAUAUGUCACACCUAGUGGAUAUUUCAAGUCCAGACUUUUCCACAUUGAUGAGCGGUUUGCUAGAGAUCCUAAUUAUCUGUUCUUUGCACAAUUUGUCACUGAAAUUCACUUGGCCAAUUCCAGCAUGAUGAUGGCCUGA